This is a messenger RNA of Mytilus californianus (California mussel), 2827 nucleotides long. Its product is annotated as leucine-rich repeat and guanylate kinase domain-containing protein-like. NCBI's taxonomy places the organism in Eukaryota, Metazoa, Mollusca, Bivalvia, Mytilida, Mytilidae. The record is from RefSeq and is a predicted model, not a curated record. The transcript has 16 exons. Gene Ontology annotation, cellular component: cytosol. Gene Ontology annotation, molecular function: GMP kinase activity; protein binding. The coding region runs from base 20 to 2401 and encodes 793 amino acids.
UGUAUCCAAGAAAACAAAGAUGGCCGACAACUGGAACGAUGAAGAAUUGGGAAUACAAAAUGGGCAGUUUUCGCCUAUUGUUGAAGGCGGUUUUGUGCAUGUCGAUGGAGAAACACAUAUUUUGAAUUACGAUACAAAUGUUCUAUCACUUGAUCAAGACAGACAGGCUACAGAAGUGGCAACUGCUGCUGAUGAAGAUCAGCCUCAAAGCUCAUACUAUGAUUCAGAAGAAGAAGAGGAUGUCGAGCUAUCUCCUGAUGGAAUCUUAGAUGAGGAGACUAUUGGAAGAGGGAUGUCUAAUCUUGGAAGGUCAGCUGAUGGAUCACAGCAAGUUUAUCUUCACACAGCCAUUCCGGGAUUUUCUCUGAAAGACAUUUCAAUUUUAGCCAAUUACAUUCACCUGCAGAAAAUAGAGAUGCCUUACAAUGAAAUCACAGAUUUGUCUCCCUUGAAUGAUUUGAAGUAUUUGUUAAUACUAGAUGCAUCACACAACAAAAUUUCCAAACUUCUGGAUUUUUCACCACCGAAGAAUUUACAACAAGUGGACUUGUCCUACAAUGAGAUAGAGGAAAUGACAGAUUUGACACCACACCACUAUCUAAUGAGUCUUGUUCUAGAUCAUAAUAAAUUGAAGGAAAUUAAAGGUUUGGAGAAUUGUAAGAGGAUAACUAAACUCAGUUUAGCUCACAACAAGAUAGAUAAAAUACAAGGAUUGGAUAACUUACCUAUUCAGCAGUUAGAUCUUAGUCAUAAUCAUCUGAAGAAAAUAGAAAACAUAGAGACAUUAGACAGACUCAGAACAAUUAAUUUAUGUGGCAACAACAUAAGAAGUUUGAAGGGUUUAGAAGACCAUGAUUUGAUGGAGUGUAUUGAUGUAGAAGAUAAUGAGGUAAUAGAUAUCACAGAAAUCAAGUUUGUUAAAGGAUUACGGAUGCUGAGGCAGCUAAAUUUGUUACGGAAUCCCAUUCAAGAACUCCCUGAUUAUAGACUCUGCAUUUUAUUUAGACUUCAAAAUUUAACACAACUUGACAGACACAAAGUGGAGGUUGAAGAAAAGGUUGCAGCAGCAAAUAUGUUCAAUCCACCAUUAGAAGUUAUAGCAUCCAGAGAUCAUAUAAUGCAUGUUGUUUAUCAGUUCCUCCAACCAAGUAGAGUCUGGGACAGUACAUUACCAAGUGUAGAGACACCUUACCCAAUGUUAGUUCUAGUUGGACCCCAGGGAUCAGGGAAGAAAGAUUUAGCAAUGAAACUGGUAGAUGAAUUUGGGGACUAUUUUGGAUAUGGGAUUUCCCAUACAACUAGAAGACCACACCAGGAAGAAAAAAUGGGACAGGACUAUCAUUAUGUUACCCUUGAAAAGUUUGAAUAUGAUAUCAAAAUGGGUCAGUUUAUUCAGACUUAUCAGUAUAAUAGUAACUGGUAUGGCUUACAAAUGGAGUCUGUUGAAUGUGUUGCAAGAGAAGGUCUAGCUUGUGUUGUACACAUGGAACUCGAGGGUGUGCUUACACUUAAAAAUACCUAUUUUGAACCAAGAUAUGUGUUGAUUAUGCCAUUGAGUAAGGAUUCUCAUGAGAAACGUUUAAGAGACAGAGGGAUCUACACAGACGCACAGAUGGAUUACACUCUAAAGAGAUCAGACAUGUAUCUGGAAUACAACCAAGAACAUCCUGGAUUCUUUGAUAUGAUGAUCAACAGUGAUGAUAUCCAGGAGGCCUAUAGGAGGCUAAGAAGGUUAGUAACUGACUACCUAGGUAUCAGUUUAACAUCAGAACAAAGUGAAUCUGGAGAUGAAGAGGAAACAGUGGUAGAAGGACAACAAACACAGAUGGGAACCAGAACAUGGUCCAAGCCUAGUCUACCAGACAGUUUGUCUCAGCCAUAUACGAGGGGCAAAACACAAUCUCCUGUGCAGUCUGGCAGAGGAAUAUUGGAAGAGAUGUCCAUCAAAAGAAGACAUAGUGCUGCCAGGGAUGCUGUGUCUGGAUAUAUACCUCCAUUGUUUGAGCAGAUAACUACCCAGUACCCUAAGACAGCUCCACAGACUGUAGAGGGACAAGUGGGUCUAAAUGUCUCAGGAGAUCUUCGAUCAUUCUCUGCUCCAGUAGAGAAACCACUUCAGACAGGGGAGGAGGAAGAUAGUUCCAGUGAUGAUGAAUCUGAUUCUACUUUAUCUGUUGCAUCAGCUGGGGACAUGAAGUCAAAUUCUCCAGAUGGAUCAUUGCAUGACGGAAAAGGAUUUAAUUUACCAACAGACUCUGUGAAUCCAAUUAAUUUGAUGGAUGGAAAGGGAACUAAAAAAGAUCUCCCACCCCCUCUACAAAGACCACCAUCACAGGGACGGCCAGGGUCAGAGAAACAUAACGUUUUACCACCAAUACAUCCAGUUAAAGCAGGAUAUUGAUUUGGGAUUUAUUUCUAUUAUUCUGUAUUAUAUGUAAAAAUGAUGAAGAAGAGAAUGUUUAAAACCGGGUUAAUUUUAAGUUCAUUCUUAUUAUGUAUUGUAAAGCAUUGUUAACUAUAAGCAUUACUGAUUUUCAUACAUCUAGAACUUUUGAUAAUCAUGCCGUGCUAUUUAAUGUUAAAGAAAUGUGUUGAGAAAUCGUAAAGCAGUAUAUACAUUUAACUGAACUGUUGGGACUGAUAUUAACUAGGAGAUUUAUGAUUACUGCUAAACUGUCUGUGAUAUUUUAUUGAAAAUUAAAAUGUUUAUUGUCUUUUUGUAUAAAAAUGAGAAAUAUUACUAUAAACAUUUAAUAUAUUUUUGUUGUUUACUCUAAGAAAGUGUACUUUUUUUAUACAAACCAUGUGAAUUAAAACUGAGACAAGA